Paramecium pentaurelia is the source of this 3468-nucleotide messenger RNA. The record is from the annotation of a GenBank genome assembly. Lineage: Eukaryota; Ciliophora; Oligohymenophorea; Peniculida; Parameciidae.
AUGAAGUAAACUAUAUCUUUUCCUUUUUUGAUAGUAAUAUGCUUUGAAAUUCAAACAUAUUUUUGCUGGAGCAUUUCAAUUUUACCGCAAAAUUACCCAUAUAAAUAAUUUUAAAUAAGAUAAUCUAAUAUCGAGGAAUAAAGUGCGUGUUUUGGAGUUUGGAGUAAAUAUGUUCCUUUGAGUAAUAUUGUAUAAACAGGAGAAUAUGGAAUACUUGAUAGUAGCUGCUUUCAUUCAUUUAGAAUUCAAGAAAAGGAAGAAAACAAUUUAUAUUUUUUAUACUUUGAAUGCAUAAAUUUUGAGGAAAAAAUUGUUAAGAAAUACUUUUAAUUUUUAGAUAGUGAUAAUAGAGUUACAACUGAAUAAAUUUCAAUAGAUUUAAUUUCUUAUGAAGGUGUUUGGUAUUUCAAUGGAUUCUUGGCAAGUCCUUUAGAAAAAAGAGUAACCAUAUAUAUUAAGGAAUAAUCAUUAAAUUAAAUAUUUUCCAAAGAUAUAUAUAUUAGGUUUCCAUUUAAAGAAAAUAUUUUUAUUUAAAUUAUUGGUGGAGAUUUUAAAGUAGAACAGACAUCAAAAUUUUAUUUAUUUGAAAAUAAGUUACUAUCAUAUUUUCCAGGAGAAAUAUAUUAUCUUUAAAGUUGUUAUUAUGAUAUACCUGAUGAUUUUUUGGAAUUAAUCUAAUCAAGGAAUUAUAAACAAUGUAAUUGCAAAAAUAAUUAAAUAACAGAUUUACCAGAUGUUAACAUCUAAAAUUAAGAUAAUUAUGAAUUUUUAUCCUAAAAUACUAAUUGUUAAUAAUUUUUAUUAGCAGGAUGGAUAAAAAUUUUAGAAAUUCAUAAAAUUUCCAAUGAAUUUUAGUUUUAGUUAUUUAAAUUAAUGGGUAAUUUUUAACAUCCUUAAUUAAUUUAAGAAAAUUUAUGUGCAUUUUAAUUAUUUUACUAAUUAUCUACUUAAAUAAAUUAAAUAAUUGUAACUACUUAUAGCUAUACCUUACCUGUUAUAAAUAUUGAUUUUUCAACUAAUCCUUAUUUAAAGAAAAUAAUAUUUGAUGUGACAUAUGAUAUUUAAUUGUGGCAUUAUCUUCUUGUUGAAAAAUCAGAUAAAUUUAUUUCAAUUACUAUUACAUUUUAUUAGGGAUAUAAUUAAGAAAAAUUAAGUUUUACUUUAGAGGUAGUUUAAUUCUAAAUGGUUUAAUUAAAAUUGUUAUAUGGAAAUAUUUUUUAAUCAAAAUCUGAUUAUUUAAAUAUUCAACUUGCAGGAUUUUAAAUAUUUAAUUGUCCUGAUUUUAAUAAUCUGUAAAAAGGUUGUCAUCCAACAUGCAAAGAAUGUGAUGGUCCAACAAAAGAUGAUUGCUUAUCAUGUUAUGAAUUUUCAAAUAGAAGAUAUAUAUCAGAAUUUAAAGUUUGUAUUUGUGAAUAUGGAACUAUUGAUUAGAAUAAUGAAUGCGUUAAUUAUUAAACAUUAUAACUAAAUAAGAUUGAAGUCUAGUAAUUUCAAAAAUUAUGUCAGUAUGGUUUUUUUGAAAUUGAUAAUGAUUGUUAUCAAUGGUAUAAUUUAUUUAUUAUAUUUUAGUCCAUCAAUAAUUAAAAAUGAUAUGAUAACAUGUUUAGAAUGUAUUUUAAAUCCAAAAACAUGGAUUAAUACUCUCUUUUGUUAAACAUCCUACCUUGUUCAUUAAAAUGGAAGUGUUGCUAAAAAUUUUUCAUAUGAAAAUUUAUAAUACGUAUUCACAGGAGAUGAAUUAACAUACUGUCCUAAUUGUGAUUUAAAUUUGAAAGCACCAUACGAUUUAAUUGAAGCAUCAUUAAUAUUCAAAAAUUUCUGUUCUUCCAGUUAAUCAAUAACUGAUAAUUGUUAUUUUUGUUUCGAUAAAUGUGAUAGAUGUGCAAUAUUACCAACAAAUCUAUUAUGUGUAGAUAGGACUGCAAAUGCUAGUUUUGCCAAUAAUACUUGUUAUGCUCCAAAUUAUUUAAAUUUUUAUAAGAAGUGUGUAAGUUGUAAACUAGAAAAUUGUUUAUAUUGUUUUGAUUAUUUAGCUAGUGAUCCAACAAAAUCUACACUUGAAUAUUUAGAAAUUUUUUCACUUAAUGAUGAAGAGAUAAAAAUAGGAUGCGCUUAGUGUAGAGAAGGGUUUAUCUUUGAAUUUAAAACAUCAACUUGUAUCAACUAAAAACCAAUAUAAUAAAAUUGCCUAAGAUCUUAUAUUAAUCUUGAUGAUAAAGAAAUUUGCACACUAUCAAAUGAUUUCUCUAUAUCUUUAGAAAAAAUAAAUUGCCAAAACCUUAUUCUACAUUGUAAACAAUGUAUCAAAACUAUAUAAACAACAAUAAAAUGUAUAAUUUGUGAGGAUGGUUAUAUUGUGUCUUCUAUAACAGGAGUUUGUAGUAUUUGUCCUAUUUUAAAUUCAAAAUAAUGCUAAUAAGAUAAUUUAUUAGAACCAGGGAAAUGGCAAUUUCAAGGUUUUGUAAUUUAAUUCUUGCCACCUAAAACUAGAAUAAAUUAUGAUGUAUCUAGAUCAUACUCAAUAGUAAUUGAGUGUCUUCAAGGAUAUCGAAUUUUAGAUAAUCAAUGUUAACAAUAUUGUGAUCAAUUUUGUUCAGUGUGCGAAUCAGAAAAAAUUGCACCAUCUGCCACAUUUUAUUGUUCUUAAUGCAAGAGAAAUUAUUAUAAAGAAAUAAUUAGAGUAUAAGCUGAUAGAUAAUGCAUAGAAUGCCCUUCAUUAUGUUAAGUUUGCUAGAAAAGAUCUACUGAUGAAAUUAAUGUAUGAGAAAUAAUUAUAAUAGCAAAUAAAUCCUUAUUUUAUAUAAGAUGCAGAAAACUCAAUUUAUACUUAAAGGUGCAUCUAAAAAGUUCCAUUUGACAGCAAAAUUCAUAUUGAUCCAACCCUAGCGAUUGCUUAAUAUUGUUAUUAAGACAAUUGUAACUAUAAAUUAGAAAUUAUAUAUGUAAUAUUACAUUCACUAACUUAGAAUGAUAUAAAAUGCAAUUAAAUAGAAAUUAUAAAUGAUGCUGAAUAUAUUUAUAAAUAUUUAAAUGAAAUUGGACUCAAAUACAUCACUAUCAAAAUAAAUUUAGAACAAAAUUGCGAAUUUUACACUAAUGAAUAUAUAUUAAAAAACUAUUUUAAGGAAAAUAUAUUUUCAAUAAGGUUAGCCGAAUUAAUUGUUAAUGGUAGUGUAAACCCUAUAACUUUUUUUAAAAAAAGUAUUUUUUAAGUUUAAACAUAUGAUUAAAUUGUAAUAAGUAAUACUAUUUUUGUAAUAUUGUAUUAACUGGAAAUGAUAUUGACAAAUAGAGGUCAAUCAAUUAAUUUUUACAUUUUAAAUACAAAGUUUUAUACAGAUUAAAGCUAACCUAUAUAAAUAUCUAUUAAGUCUGAUAGCUUAUAUUAAUUAAAUAUAUAAAAUUUGACAAUUUCGGAUAUAAGUAUUGAAAAUUCAAUAGUUUUUGAUAUAUUAUUUUAAGGUUUGA